UCUGACCGAGCCGAGAGGAAAGUGCGAUCCGAGGCUGAGGAUUUAAAACUGCGGUCUCGAUCGACAGUCACCGCUGGCUGGGUUUCCAUAGGAUCCGGUUAAGCUUUAUGUCUCAGACUAAAGACUGAAAGACUCUCCAACCUCAGACAGGAGUGUGUCUGGGGAGGCUGGUGUGUGUGUGUGUGUUUGUUCUUUCCUGAGUGCGGCUAAACACUAUGAGUUCGUUGAGUCAGCGGAGCUCGGGCCUCGUGCAGAGGCGCACCGAGGCCUCGCGCAGCGCCGCUGCCGAUAGAGACAAGAGUGCGGGCGGGGAGGACGAAGAGCUCCGCCGGGAGGAGCAGGACGACGACGACAGCGGCGACUCCAAGGAAACCCGGCUAACCCUGAUGGAGGAAGUGCUGCUCCUGGGCUUAAAGGACCGCGAGGGAUACACUUCUUUCUGGAACGACUGCAUAUCUUCAGGGCUGCGUGGCUGCAUGCUCAUAGAGCUGGCCCUACGAGGGAGACUACAACUGGAGGCCUGUGGCAUGAGGAGAAAAAGCCUACUCGCCAGAAAGGUCAUUUGUAAAUCCGAUGCUCCGACCGGUGACGUGCUCCUUGACGAAGCCCUGAAACACAUUAAAGAGACCCAGCCUCCAGAGACCGUACAGACCUGGAUCGAGCUCCUCAGCGGCGAGACAUGGAACCCGCUGAAGCUCCACUACCAGCUCCGGAACGUGCGCGAACGCCUCGCCAAGAACCUGGUAGAGAAAGGCGUGCUCACCACAGAGAAGCAGAACUUCCUGCUGUUUGACAUGACGACACACCCGCUCACUAACAGCAACAUCAAGCAGCGCCUCAUCAAGAAGGUACAGGAAGCCGUCCUGGAAAAGUGGGUGAACGACCCGCAGCGCAUGGACAAGCGUCUACUGGCACUCAUCUUCCUGGCUCAUUCGUCCGACGUGCUGGAGAACGCCUUCGCACCGCUCCUGGACGAGCAGUACGACCUGGCCAUGAAGAGGGUGCGACAGCUGCUCGACCUCGAGCCCGAGGGCGAGAGCAUGAAGAGCAACGCCAACGAGCUGCUCUGGGCCGUCGUGGCCGCCUUCACCAAAUGAGGACGCGCCUGUGUAAAGCACUAAAGACAAACGUUUGACUGGUUACUGAAAAAAACGGAAAGAUAAGAAAAAAUAACAGGCAGAAAGGGUUGUAUCUGAAAUGAACGAUAACUCUCUACAGAGCUGUGUUGGUCACCUACACACACACACACACACACACACACACACACACACACACACACACACACACACACACCCACCCCAUAAUGUACUCCUUUUUUGAUUUGCUGAUAACUUGCUUCCUUUCUACGUUCUCUACCCAGCCUCGAUCACCCGGACAGAGGAACGCAUGCCUGACUUUUCCUCUUCUUCUUUCACUUUUAUUUUGUCCAGUUAAAUGCACAAGUGCUUCCUGUACUGUCUGAACAAACCACAGGAGCAACUGAAACUCUUUGCUUAACUGGACUUCCCCCUUCUCCUUUUUCCUCUUCAGUAAUCUGUCCAUGAGUACUGAGGGGCAAAUCUGGGUUUACUUUCCUGUUAAUGCAAGUCCAAAAGUUUAUAGACAAGAAAGUGAGUAUCUCCCCAUGUUUUAAAGGUAUAUUCCUGUUUGAUUAUUAUAAUUAUUUUUUUUAAUAGAAAUGUAAACACUUGAUAGAAAUAUUGCUAAAAAAGAGUCUCCGAAGGAUGGAAAAAGUCUCCACGUCGAGCUGUUUCAGAUCACCCCAGAUUUGGCGGUUUUGGUUCACAGAUUGUGGCGCUCCAGUGCAACCACAAGAUUUUAUUAAGCACCAAAUACCCCCAUUGGGGCACAGAUUAGCUCCAGACCUGUAGGGUUACAUCAUCAGCGCAGAAGGCACUAAUGGAUCUAUUGAAUUUUUUAUUUUUUUUCUUCAUUGCAAACCUUUUGAUGGGUUGAGUCUAAUCAUGUGCACCAAGGCUGACCGCUCUAGACUUGACCAAUCGUGGUGGAAGUAAGUCAGCCUCCUUAGUGUGUGUGGAUGUUUCCAGGGUAAAUGUGAAAAAAACAUUUGAUUAGAUUUAAUAAUGAUAAAAAAAAAAAGUUGUAUCGAUCAGUAGCAUAAAACAUUUCUAUUUUUCACUGUCGUGAACGUCACUAAUACUUUAAAGUGCUACCUCUCGGACCUCUCACAACGUCACCCUUUAUUGUUUGAACCGCGUCUCUCGCUGGCUUCGUCACUUUAGCAUCAACUAAUCAGCAGUUUCCUUGUACAUACAUUACAAAAAAAAAAAAAAAACACCACUUUUAUGUGCCUAAUCUCGGUUACGGGUAAUCUCGUAACCUUCGACAUUACAACACGUACUGUAGCUAUUCCUCAACAUGACAUUCAUGAACAACUGAGCGAAUCGCUUUUAAAAUCCUACGUUUGUCCGUGACUUUAAGUUUUAUGUGUAAAGAGAAUGUCUGUGAUUAGGCUUCAAUAUUUUAUUAUUUUUUUGUUUAAUUUACUUCUUUCCUAUCCUUUGAUUACGCUGUGUGAAGAAGGGAUUGUUUAAUUUUUGGUAUCAGAUACCUGCCUUCCUCUGGAGAGUUUUUUUUUUUUUUUUUUAAAUCUAGCGUUACUGUUUUGUCUUUCAGAGCGGAGCCCCAGCUAUCCACUAAAUCCAAACAACAGCUUUAUAUUGACAUUUAGAUUUUAUCGUGCGGUCAGAACGAGGCGUUUAUACCGAGUAUGCAAUGAAAAAGCUUGAUGCCAGUAUCCAUGUCGCAGGAGAGUCUAGAAAACGGUUUGCUUCUUUAUUUUUCCCCCUUCUGUUUUCAUGUUUAUGUAUUCCUCUUACAAACUGAUUCACGAAUAAUAAAAUAAAACCUCAAGUGACCAUUUUGAUUAAGACUCGCCUUUCAUGCUUUACUCGGUUCCUUCUAAGUGUCAUAUUUAUUUCUGUUGUGUGUGUUUUGGUUUUGGAGAUAAGAAGGAAGCAGAUUGCACAGAAGCUUAACAAGACAUUCCAGUUAAAUAUUUGUCAGCUAAUUCAUUAAGUGUCUAUAUUCUGAAAUGCUGUGUUUUUGUUAUUACCUAAAUUAAACAUUUUAAUUUAGCUUUUAAUGUUAACUGCUUUUUUUUUUUAAUCAGACAUUUAUCUGUUGAAAUUCAUUUUUCGUUCCUUUUCAUUCUUCUGCUGCCAAAUUAUUAUAAUUUUUUUUUUUUUUUACUCAUUUCAGAAGCAAUAAUUUUACAUUUACUUGCUUCUGCUUGAUUUGUAAUCCAUCAUGAUUAAUGCUUAUCUCGCAGUACUUGGCUACGUCUGUACCUAUAUGUAGAGAAGACUUCUUGGGUAAAGAAAAUUGAAAUCAUUAUGUAACUUUAGAGCCCACUACGAAGGGGAUGCAUAUAUGUACACUUUCAUAUUACCAAAUAAAUUAAGGUAUCGGGAGUGCCUCAAAAACUCA
Messenger RNA from Clarias gariepinus (North African catfish), 3450 nucleotides. It is a transcript of the gene golph3a, whose product is annotated as golgi phosphoprotein 3a. Gene Ontology annotation, molecular function: phosphatidylinositol-4-phosphate binding. The coding region runs from base 216 to 1097 and encodes 293 amino acids. Gene Ontology annotation, biological process: retrograde vesicle-mediated transport, Golgi to endoplasmic reticulum; Golgi organization; Golgi to plasma membrane protein transport. Gene Ontology annotation, cellular component: Golgi cisterna; cytosol; trans-Golgi network. The record is from RefSeq and is a predicted model, not a curated record. The transcript has 4 exons. NCBI's taxonomy places the organism in Eukaryota, Metazoa, Chordata, Actinopteri, Siluriformes, Clariidae.